Messenger RNA from Brienomyrus brachyistius, 3055 nucleotides. RefSeq names its product carboxypeptidase M-like. Gene Ontology annotation, cellular component: cell surface. The coding region runs from base 672 to 2006 and encodes 444 amino acids. The record is from RefSeq and is a predicted model, not a curated record. Gene Ontology annotation, molecular function: zinc ion binding; metallocarboxypeptidase activity. The transcript has 8 exons. Gene Ontology annotation, biological process: proteolysis. NCBI's taxonomy places the organism in Eukaryota, Metazoa, Chordata, Actinopteri, Osteoglossiformes, Mormyridae.
GACAAGCGCCGCGCAGUACAUUGUGACCUAUGGGAGAUGUGAUACAGGACGACUGGCACGGAGAGACUAAAUCCAAUUUACACAUCACCAAGGAUUUCUAAAAUUAGUUGAUAAACGAAUCUUGGCAUCAACUUUAGUAGAGGUCAGACACCGUGGUUUGAUUGUAACGCACUAUUAUUUUGUCGGUAUUACGACCGACAAAAACGAUUGUUAUUCAAGUAGCGUAAAGUUUAACGUAGUUUAAAAAGUGUCGAAAGAGUCAAAAACAAGUUAACCAACUUUAGCUUUAAAAAAAACAAAAAUGGCCAUCUUACAUUCAGUGAUUUUAUUUUUCCGGUUGCUGCAGUAAUUCCUUGAUUCUUUGACAACAUAUUAAUACUUUCAAAUAGCAUAGGGUUUUAGUCAUAUAAUUCGUGACCUAGUUAUUUUUUUAAUUAAAAUUUUAAACUAUUACUUAAAAAAAUAUUAAUAAUAUUUUCAUUUUACUUUUAAAGUUUCACAUUACAUUUACUGAAAAUAGCCUCGAUUAAAUACUGUCAGAUAGGGCCUAUAGCUGAAAAUCGUUACUGCAGAAAGUGUGAAAUUCUCCCAAAAAGUGAGCUUUGAGUAUUUAGCUGCGAUCCCGGGAUACCUCAGCGGUCUGUCUCUGGCUUCGUCUGCAGUUUGCGCUGAUGGGACGUCUGUGGCUCCUGGGGCUCCUUUUCGGGGCAUCGCUUUGGCUAAUCCCCGGUCUGCAGUUCCGCUACCACAACACGGUGGAAAUGGAACAGUAUCUGAAAUCGGUCAUUAAGAACUAUCCAUCUUUUACGCACUUGCAUAGCAUUGGGAAAUCAGUGGAAGGGAGAGAACUCUGGGUUCUUGUUCUUGGUAAGUUUCCCACAGAGCACAAGCCUGGCAUCCCGGAGUUCAGAUACGUCGCAAACAUGCACGGUAAUGAGGUGGUGGGGCGUGUUCUGCUGCUUCAGCUGAUUGAGCACCUCGUCAAGAACUACCUGAGGGACCCCUUGGUCACGCUUCUUCUCAACAGCAGCCGCAUUCACAUCCUACCCUCCAUGAACCCGGACGGCUUUGAGGCCGCUGUCCCCGGCUGCCUGCGCACCAAGGGGAGGUACAACAAACAUCGCGUGGACCUCAACCGGAACUUCCCAGACGCCUUCAGCAGGGGCAAGGAGCAGACGCGUGAGCCAGAAGUACAGGCAGUGAUGGACUGGCUGCACUCAGAGCCCUUCGUGCUGUCGGCUAACCUGCACGGGGGCGCUAUAGUGGCCAGUUACCCAUAUGACAACAGCAACAAAGGAAUUGAGCUGCAGGGAGGGGCCAGCAUCACGCCCGAUGACGACGUCUUUGUCCACUUGGCCAAGACCUACUCUUUCAGCCACACGCUAAUGCACAUGGGCAAGCCCUGCCAGGGCUCCACAGGCUUCCAGGAUGGCAUCACCAAUGGGUAUCGCUGGGUACCGGGAGGGAUGCAAGACUACAACUAUAUCUGGGGCCAAUGUUUCGAGGUGACACUGGAGCUGUCUUGCUGCAAGUACCCCUCUGAAAAGAUGCUGCCUGGAUUGUGGGCAGAGAACAAGGCUGCACUUCUGGCCUACAUGCAGCAGAUCCACCUGGGUGUAAAGGGGCAGGUGUUGGAUGCGAACAGACUCCCAGUUGCAAACGCACUGGUAGAGGUGCUGGGGAGGAAAAACCAGUACCCUUUCAAGACAAACCAUAACGGGGAGUUUUACAGACUCCUACUGCCUGGCAACUACACCCUAAAGGUGACAGUUGAAGGUCAAGCCCCAAUGAUAGAGACACUCUCCAUUCCAUACGGACCGGACAGGUUCUCUGCACUGAUACAUAACUUCGUCCUUCCUGGGCGUCGGAGAGACCCUGACACUGUAGUCCCGACUGAUUCCGGGAAUGCCAAAGAGUCGCACUUUACACCAAUCCACGGUGCCAGCCUGCUCAGUAGAUACCUCACAACUCUUCUUAUACUGGUGCUAUGUCCAGAGCUGCUGUGAGAGUAAGUGUCUGGGAUCUGGGAAGCCUGUUUCAUCGCCCCCCCCCCAGCCUGAGCACAGCUCACCAUAGUGGAACAAACUCAUGAGCUUCUACUGAAGCUAGCAAGUAGAAAAGAGAGAGAUUUUUAAACAUCCUCCAGGCUCUGGGAUCCAAAAGUCUACAAGUGCUGUACAAGCUAGACCACUGAACUGAUAUUACGUAUAAAAAUCAGUUGAUUCCUCGGAAGUCAGUGUUUUCCCACGUAAUUCACUGGAAAAAAACAAAAGGUUAAAAUGUUAAAAUGAGUUUUGGUUGCAGAAAAGUUGCUUAUCUUAGCUAAAUAACUAAUAAGGCGAGGUCGCAAGUUUUCUACACAGAGAGCUUCUUUUUAACUGUGUUUUUUUUGCCUUUGCAGUCAUGUGAUCACACUCCCCCAUCUUCCAACACAUUUUUAUUCAUUAUUGGAGGAAAGCAUGAAAGUCAGGGGAGAUAUUAACAUCACUAAUAACUUAUAAACAGAUUUCAUUAUCCGGGAACUUUUAGGAGACCUAAAACCGAUAUAUAUAUAUAUAUAUAUAUAUUUGUGUCCGGAUAUAUUCUUUUAAUAAUUUACUUUGUUAAAACAUAAUGUUAUUCACAACCUAGAAAAGGAAUUUUCUUCCCAGCUUAUUUGAAUGUUUUUGAUAUUAAGUAUUAUCAGAUCUUCUUCCAAAAUCUUAAAACAAUAGUAAAGAAAGAUGUGCCAGUCAGUCAGUUUCUCUGAGGAUAAAAUAAUCCAUUAUCACACUCAAUAACUUAUCAAGUCAAUACAUUAUACAGUAACAUGGUUACAUUUCAGGCACCUCUAUACGAAUCUGCUUUGGUUUAAGUUUUAUUUGCCACAUACAUGUGUAGAGAAAUGGUUUCCCCACCAGCUUUUUGCCAUGUACUCAAUGGGAAUAUGUAAUAAAACAAAAAAUAAUAUUAAAAGAUAUAUAUAAAUAACUGGAACUUAUUUAAAUCGGUUUAUCUGUGUUGUGUGAAUUUUCUGUUGAACAUACUCUGACGACACGUCCUGAUUCCAUCCAUC